AUGCGUCGUUGGAGCCGAAGGCUAGCUCUACUAGCCAUCGGCAUACUUCUUCUAAUUGAAGAAUGCUCGUCCGUCCGAAAACCGAAACCAGAAAAAGAUGAUGCUACUGGAAAAUCCUCUCUCGCUUUUGUAUUUGAUAUCACCGGAUCCAUGUUUGACGACUUGGUGCAAGUCCGCGAAGGUGCCGCGAAAAUCUUCAAAACUGUAAUGGCUCAACGAGAAAAGCUCAUCUACAAUUACAUAAUGGUGCCUUUCCACGAUCCUCAUCUCGGCGACAUUAUCAACACAACCGAUUCCACGUAUUUCAUGAGGCAACUCGGAAAAGUUUACGUGCACGGUGGUGGCGAUUGUCCGGAGAAGACGCUGACCGGUAUUUUGAAAGCUUUGGAGAUUGCGCUUCCUUCUUCUUUCGUCUAUGUUUUCACUGAUGCGCGAUCGAAGGAUUACCAUUUGGAGGAUCAAGUUCUCAAUAUCAUCCAGGAGAAACAGAGCUCGGUGGUAUUCGUAAUGACCGGAGAUUGUGGAAACAGAACCCAUCCAGGAUUCAAGACAUACGAGAAAAUUGCAGCAGCGUCUUUUGGCCAGGUAUUCCACCUUGAAAAAAGCGAUGUGAGCACUGUUCUUGAAUACGUGCGACAUGCUGUCAAACAGAAAAAAGUGCACAUGAUGUAUGAAGCACGUGAGCGUGGAGGUACAACAGUUAGAGGAAUUCCGGUGGAUAAACAUUUGUCGGAACUCACAAUAUCGUUAUCCGGAGACAAAGAUGAUUCGGAUGUUUUGGAUAUUGCCAUUCGCGAUCCACGAGGACACCACGUCGAUAAACAAACAUACAGUAGGGAAGGUGGAACGAUUGAUUUGAAAAAUGUGAAGUUGAUCCGACUGAAAGAUCCAAUUCCUGGAACAUAUCAAAUCACGACCAAUUCACGUUUGAAGCAUACAAUAAGAGUGUUUGGACAUGGUUCAAUCGAUUUCAAAUAUGGAUUUGCUGUUCGCCCAUUGGAUCAAAUUGAGUUGGCACGCCCGCGUCCGGUUCUCAAUCAAAACACCUAUCUUCUUGUCAACAUGACCGGUCUGAUUCCACCAGGAGUCGUCACUGAAAUUUCUCUCGUUGACUACUUUGGAAACUCUCUGUACAGCAACCCUGCUUCUCCAUCAAGAACAAAUCCGCAUAUGUAUUAUGUUGGGCCAUUCAUUCCGCCAAAAGGAUUGUUCUUUGUUCAAGUUGUUGGUGUUGAUGAAGAAGACUACGAGUUCAAGCGAAUCGCUCCGACUGCAAUUGGAAGUGUUGUUGUUGGUGGACCUCGUGCAUUCAUGGCUCCAUAUCACGAAGGAUUUGUUGGAAAGAAAUUUCAAAUCAGUUGUACUGUUGAGAGUGCGUCUUCAUACCUAUUGUAUUGGUAUAAGGAUGAUGAAUUGAUCGGAGGGCCUUUGUUUUAUGAUGCUACUGACACUGCUGUAUGGGGAUUCAACGAACUGAGCCUUCGUGAUAGUGGAGAAUACAAAUGCCAAGUCAUCAGUAACAAUGGAAAUCAUUCAAUUACCACAAGAGUCGAGGCAAGAGAAUCGGCGCCGGUAAUCAUUGGCGCGAGAAAUAUUUCUGUGCCACUUGGAUCUCCCGCAUUUCUUCAUUGCCCGGCUAAAUCUGCGGGACCAGUGGAAAUUCGCUGGAUUCGUCAUGGAAGCACUGUAUUCACUGGACCAAAUACGGAACGCAACCUCGCUAAUGGAACAUUGAAGCUCCAUGUUGUUUCACGCUCGGAUGCUGGAAUUUACGAAUGCCAAGCUCGAAAUGCCGGUGGAAUGACGUCUAUAAAAGUCCGACUUGAUAUCAUGGAACCACCAAAAGCGCAUGUUGUUCCAGAGAAGGUGUACUUCAAUCCUAACGAGAAUCUUAAUAUAUCUUGUACAAGUAUUGGAGAGCCAAAACCAGAAUUGCAUUGGUAUUAUCGAGGAAACCGACUUGUCACAGACACGAAAUACUUUGUCGGAUAUGAAUCGAAGUCACUUUUUAUUCGGGGAGCUGGACCUGCAGAUCAAGGAGUGUAUGAAUGUCGUGCAAUGAGUGCCGCCGGAACCGAUAUUGAUAGCGCCGAAGUUAUAAUGGCGGCCCCACCGAAGGUUGAUGUCAGCCAAAGCAAAACCAUGAUUGGGCGAGGUGACAGUAUCACCUUUGAUUGCAAAAUCCUCGAAGGAAAGCCGUAUCCGAAAAUCAGAUGGCUGCGCAAUGGAAAAGAACUGUUGGUAUCCAAUGACAAGUACAUUCGUAUUCAAGGAACAACUCUCCAAAUCACUGGAGCGCAAGACAGUGACGGUGGUUCAUAUUCAUGUGUUGCUGAAAAUAUGGCUGGACGAGAUAUCAGCGUUGUGCAGCUCGCCAUCGGAAGAAUGCCAUCUAUUGUUCCAUCUCCGGAGACUGUUCGGGUGAAUAUUGAAAGACAAGCCACACUGCAGUGCCUCGCUAUUGGUUAUCCAACGCCAACCAUUGAAUGGGAGAAGGGAGGAGUGUCGAUCAGCAAACUCAACAAUAAUCGAUACACGCAAUUGCCCGAUGGAAAUCUAUUGAUCUCUGACGUUUCCGUGGAAGAUCAGGAUAGAUUCACAUGCAUCGCUAAAAACGUGUACGGCACACAAUCACAAACAACAGCUGUCAUGGUGACCGGAUUGGUAUCGCCGGUUCUUGGACAUGUUCCACCGGAAGAGCAGCUCAUUGAAGGUCAGGAUCUUCAUCUUUCCUGCGUUGUUGUUCUCGGAACGCCGCGACCGAAUAUUGUUUGGCUGAAAGAUGGAAAACCAGUAGAAACUUCACCAACAUUGAUUGUGGAAGGAGGAGGCACCUCAUUGCUUCUUCGUGGAGGUAAUCCGAAAGACGAGGGCAAAUACACGUGUGUCGCCAUUUCACCCGCCGGAAACGCCACUCUCAACAUCAACGUCCAACUAAUAAAGAAGCCAGAGUUCGUGAUUCUUCCCCACUCAAAAGAAAAGCCGAAAGUGCCCGGAAUUGACGAAACUCAUGUCGCUCAUGUCAAUACUACUCACGAUGUGCUCGAUGGAGGCGAAUUUGCAAUUCCUUGUGUUGUUCAUGGACAACCACCACCGACAAUCACCUGGUAUCGUGAUGGAAGACCGAUUGCCGCCAACAACAAGGAGUUCCUUAUUCUUCCAGAUAAUACGUUGGUUGUUCGUAAGGCUGAUAAAUCUCACAAUGGAGUUUACACUUGUCAAGCAGCUAACAGUGCUGGAGAAACAAACCAGGACACCACUAUUCGAAUCAUGAAUAUCCCAAGAAUCACAGCCGGUCAAAGUUCGUACAACAUGGUGGUUAAUGAUUCGAUGACAAUUCCUUGUGAAGCUUAUGGCGAACCAAAACCGAAGUUCUCUUGGUUGUUGAACGGAAAACCAUUUACUGAAGGAAUAAUCAACGAGGAUGGAUCAUUGACAAUUCCACAUUUGAGAGAAAUUCACAGAGGAACAUUCUCGUGUAUUGCUGAAAACGCUGCCGGUGUUGAUGUCAGAAAUGUGUCUCUGACCGUUCACACUGCUCCACAAAUCGAGCUUGACAAUCAAGAAAAAGUCGUACUUUUGAAUGGAACAAUUGUGCUCGAGUGUCCUGCUCAGGCACUUCCUCCGCCUGAAAGAGUUUGGACGUACGAGGGAGAGAAAAUUGAUUCUCAAUUGAUUCCGCACACGAUUCGUGAUGAUGGAGCGUUGGUACUUCAUAAUAUGAAGCUAGAGAACACCGGCAUGUUCACGUGCCACGUGUCAAAUCUUGCUGGUGAAGAUUCCCUUCAUUACACCGUUAAAGUUCACGAAAAGCCGAAGAUCAUAUCGGAGAUUCCUGGAACAGUUGACGUUGUGAAAGGGCUCACAAUUGAAAUUCCAUGCCGUGCUACCGGAAUUCCGGAAGUCACUCGUAUCUGGCAAAAAAAUGGAAUCAAUUUGGAUACUUCUUCCUCGAAAUACACUGUAGAUAAUAUGGGAACCCUUCGAAUUCAUGAUGCCCUUGUCGAUGAUGCUGCUGUUUAUAACUGUGUCGUUUCGAAUAGUCAAGGAACUGAUGUUCUAAACACAACAGUUGUGGUUCAAGAGCCUCCUGUCAUUCUUCCAACCACCAACACCAACUACACGGCCGUCAUUGGUGACGUUGUUGAAAUGCGUUGCUAUGUUGAUGCUCAUCCAGCCGCGACGAUACAAUGGUUCCGUCGGGGAAUUGCGGUUACUGAAAAGACAAAUGGUGUCAAAGUGCAAAACGAUGGAACGUUGGUGAUUGAGGAAGCUUCGUUGGAAGACGCUACGAUUUACACAUGCAAAGCUUCCAAUCCAGCAGGAAAAGAUGAGAAGAAUCUUCAGCUCACAAUUAUUGCUGCUCCGGAAAUUCCGAAUCAGGAUGUAAUCCAACACGAAUCCGUCAAGGAAUCGCAGCCCUUCUCGCUUUACUGCCCUGUUCUCAGUACACCAAUUCCAACAAUUACUUGGUAUUUGAACGACAAGCCUAUGGUGGCUGAAGAUGCUGAAUUCGCUUUGUCCGAUGAUAAGAGACGUCUUCAUGUUUUCAAGGCAAAAAUUACGGAUUCCGGGGUUUACAAAUGUGUUGCUCGCAAUGCGGCUGGUGAAGGAAGCAAAAUGUUCCAAGUGGAAGUCGUUGUUCCUUUAAUUAUCAACGAAGAUCGAUGGGCAAAGAAAAUGUACGCCAAGGAAGGAGAAUCCGUUGUUCUUGGUUGCCCUGUUACCGGCUAUCCAGAUCCAAAGAUCACAUGGGUUAUCGAUGGCAAGAUAAUCGACGAAAAUGAUGAUUACAAGGAUAUCAAGAUUUCUGAGGACGGAAAUUCGAUAAACAUCACAAAUGUUGGAGUCAAACACGAAGGAUUUUACCAUUGUGUGGCUCAAGGAAAAACCGACAAACUUGACGUCGAUGUGGAACUCGUUGUUCUUGCGAAACCGAGGCUUGGAAAAGACGAAGACAUUGAAUUAGUGGCGGGUAAGGGGGUGAUCCUUACUUGCGACUUGCUCAAUGAGGUUGAUGAUUUCACCACAUUCGCUUGGUCGGUGAAUGGUUCCGAAACCGAUUUUCCGGCAAAUGUUAAAAUUCCAAAUCAAAAAAGCAAAUUAUAUAUUGCGGAAAGUUAUCCAAACAAUUCCGGAAUUUAUAAGUGCAGAGUGACAAACGCCGCUGGAAAAAGUGAAAAAACCAUCAAGCUCAAAGUCAUGGAGCCUCCUGAAUUUGUCGAGAAAGAUUACGAAGAAAACCAAAAGCUAAUUGUUGGCACUCCGCUAAUUCUUUCAUGCCUCGCUAAAGGAGAUCCAAAGCCUGAUACCAAAUGGUUUAUUAACGGCCAAGAAGCGCACGAGGAGAACAUUUUAGACGGCGAUCGCUUGCGUAUAGAAACUUUGAUGAAACAAUCGAAUCAAGUAUCAUGUGUUGUCACUAACAAGGCAGGAUCAAUUUCGAGAGACUUUUUCGUUCAAAGAGUCGAUGUACCCUAUAUUGGUCCGAUUAGUCCUCUUCCACCAAUUUACAAUGAAGGAGAAGCAAUUACGUUGGAUUGCCCAAUUGCAAACAAUGAAUUCAAUAUUACUUGGUUGAAACAUGGAAAACCAAUGAUAGAAAGCGAAGCAAUAUUCACAUUGGAUCGUACUCGCAUGACAAUUCUCAAUGCGAAGCCAGAGCAUCAAGAUGUUUAUACUUGUAUUGUCAAAAACGCCGCUGGUGAAGCAUCUCGAGACUUCAACGUUGAGGUGCAAGUUGCCCCAAGAAUCAUUGGAUUAGCUGUCGAAAAUAUUGAAACAAAGGAAGGUGAAGAUAUUACAUUGUAUUGUCCAGGAGAAGGAAAUCCAAAAGCCACUAUUCAUUGGGAAUUGAAUACGACUCGUAUUCCGGAACGAUUCAAACUUCUUGCGGAAAACGAAACUCUUGUGAUUGAAAAUAUUACUAAACAUGAAAACGGGGUUUACAAGUGUUUCCACUAUAACAAUCUUGGAGAAGCUGUGAAAACUUUCAACGUUGUUGUUCGCGUCAAACCUGAGUUUAUCGGAGGAGGUACACCAUCUGAAAAAUAUGUCGAUAUUGGUCGUUCGGUAUCUCUUGAAUGCCCGGUUGCUGACAUGUUUGGCGCUGAAAUAACCUGGACGGCUUCUGGCAAAAAGAUUGGAUCUGGAACAAUUGAAGGAGCGGAAGUCAUGUCGAACGGGCGAUUCUUAAGCAUACACAAAGCUGAUCUACAUCAUGAUGCCACGUAUAUCUGCACGGUGACGAAUCCUGUGGGAUCAGCAAGCAAAGUCGUAACCCUUCAUGUCAACGUUCCCUCAAAAAUUUUGACUGAUGGAGGAAAAUAUUCAGUUAUUGAAAACAACUCAUUAGUUCUUCCUUGCGUUGUUGAAGGAACACCAAGACCAAAAAUUUAUUGGCGAAAAGAGGAUAUGGAUGCCACGGAACUUCCAUCAGUUCAAAUUUUGUCGGAAGGACAGCAAUUCAAGAUUGUGCACGCCGAUAUCACUCACAGUGGAUCUUAUUCCUGCAAGGCACAGAAUGGAGUUGGAAAUGAUGCGAUCAACUUUGAAGUCGAUGUCAUUACUCGUCCGUCGUUGGCUAAAGGUGUCAAGGAUGUUGUGGAAGUCAUUGAAGGUCAAGUCGCCAACUUCAAAUGUCCCAUUGCUGAUAAGAAUUUCAGAGGAACCAUUACUUGGCUUUACAAUCAGCAACCAAUUGACUUAUUCGAAAGCAAGAAAUAUGCGUUGUCUCAUAACGAGCGCAGAAUGAGCCUACACAGGGCACAAACUGAAGAUGAAGGAUUAUAUAGUUGCAAGAUUAAGAACUCGGCCGGUGAAACGAAGUUUGACUACAAGUUGCAAGUAUUAAUCCCACCAACUAUCGUGAUGCUUGAUAAAGACAAGAAUAGAACUGUCAUUGAAAAAGAAACGGUGGUCUUAUCAUGCCCAGCAACUGGAAAACCAGAGCCAGAUAUCACUUGGUACAAAGAUGGAGAAGGACUUAACGAGGACAAUAUUAAGAAUGUCAUUGCAUCUGGAGUACUAGAAGGAAACGAGCUUAAAAUCGAGAGUGUUCAGGACCAAGAUUCCGGCCGAUACACUUGUGAAGCUGAAAAUGUUGCAGGAAGUACUGAGCAAGAAGUUAACUUAAACGUCUUGACUAUCCCACGCAUUAUUACUGAUGAUAUUCCUAGCUACAACGAAUUCCAACUCGGACAACAAGUAACUCUUUCGUGUCCCGUUUUGGCAAAACCACCAGCGAAUGUUACUUGGCUGAAAAAGGGAAAACCAUUAGAAAGCAACAAAUACGUGAAAACUAGUGCAAAUGGACAGAAGCUUUACUUCUUGAAGUUGGAUAUCCCGGAUGCUGACAAAUAUACAUGUGUUGCAACGAACACUGCAGGAGAAGACCGACGCGAUUUCGAAAUAUCUCUUCUGAUUGCUCCGACAUUCGAUGAGCCGAACAUUGUGCAUCGCGUGCAAGUCAAUCUUGGAAAGCCAACUACCAUAUUGUGCCCGGCGUAUGGAAGCCCAACCCCAACAAUCACUUGGCUCAAAGACGGAAUCUCAGUGAAGAAGAACAACAAGACAGCAUUCUUUGAAAACGGAAGAGUUUUAACGCUUGAAACGACUGACCCGAGUGAUGCCGGUCGGUACACGUGUAUUGCGACGAAUGUCGCCGGAUCGGAUGACUUGGAAACUACAUUGGAAGUUAUUGUUCCACCAGAAAUUAAGGGACCCGAACACUUGAAAUUGGUUGCCAUUGAAGGAGACCGAGUGGAUCUUCCUUGUGAUACACCUAACCUUGGUGUUGAAUUCGAAUGGCAGAAAAACGGUCAAUCCAUCUCUCCUGAAACAUUGCGCGGCGACGCGUUCCUUCAGAUCCCCUCGUCUGGAAAACGGAUGACGUUCCUGUCAGCAAGACAUAGUGAUUCUGGAAGAUACACCUGCAUCAUGCGAAACGCAGCUGGAGAAUCGCGCAAAACAUUCGAGCUUGAUGUCCAGGUCCCGCCUGAAAUUCUGGAAGACUUCUCAUCAGCUUCAAUGCAAACCGUCAACCCUGGAUCAACUAUAGAUAUCACCUGUAUCACUAAGGGAUAUCCUACACCGACGAUUGAUUGGUGGCUUAAUGACGACAUCAUUCCGCCAUUCGAGCAAAUAACGUAUAUCAAAAAUAAGGAGACACUCAGAAUAACGAAUAUAACCGACAAGUUUGCUGGAAAAUACUCGUGCUCUGCUAUUAAUGCAGCCGGAAGGACCAAAAAAGAUUUCGUUGUACAAGUGAAAUCGCCACCAAAACUUGACAAAGAAUCAGAGUUCAUUGAACUCAAGGUUGGACAAUCGACAGUAUUGGCUUGCAAUGUGGAAUCGAGCUCGCAAGCGCUUAUAUCAUGGAAGAUUCGUGACACAAUUUACCGAACUGGCGGAAGAGUGACACCGAGCGUUGAGAUUCGUGAUAAUGUUGUCGAAAUAAACAAUGUUAAAACUUCCGAUGAUACUGUGUACACAUGCAUUGCUGAAAAUGAUGCAGGCAAAGCGGAGAAAGACUAUUUCGUUAGCGUUAUCCAGUAUCCUAAAUUCUACGAUGUCACAACCGAAAUUGCAUUUGUCAUUGAUCAACCUCUGGUGUUAGACUGUCGCGUACAUGGCUCACCUACGCCGACAUCAUAUUGGAUGAAAGUGAGUCAUACUUAA
Molecule: messenger RNA, 8679 nt
Organism: Caenorhabditis bovis
Lineage: Eukaryota; Metazoa; Nematoda; Chromadorea; Rhabditida; Rhabditidae
Source: the annotation of a GenBank genome assembly